Molecule: messenger RNA, 921 nt
Organism: Nicotiana tabacum (common tobacco)
Lineage: Eukaryota; Viridiplantae; Streptophyta; Magnoliopsida; Solanales; Solanaceae
Product: mavicyanin
Cellular component (GO): plasma membrane
Molecular function (GO): electron transfer activity
Source: RefSeq, a predicted model, not a curated record
AGCAGAAAUGUAAUUCUCAAAAAUUCCAUUUGGUUUCGCCUAAAGAUAUAUAUAACUGCUGAAGCAGAAUGAGACUCUUCAGUUGUCUUCUCUUGUGAAACUCAAAAGCAGACAAAAAACCCCUCCUCUAAAAACCAAAUAGUUAAAUUCUCAGUACAUAUCCAUGGCUUUUGUUCUUGACAACAGACCGAAAAUGGCUUUGGUUUUCUUAAUUUUAGCUUCUUUUCUGCAGCUCUCUCUUGGAGUUAACUAUAAGGUUGGAGACUCAGCUGGUUGGACGACUAUUGGUAAUGUUGAUUACAAGCUAUGGGCUGCUAAUAAAACCUUUCAAGUUGGUGAUACAAUUGUAUUCAAGUACAACCCACAAUUCCACAAUGUGAUGCAAGUGACACAUGCUGAGUACCAGUCCUGCAAUGCAUCUUCACCUAUUGCAACACACACAACAGGGAAUGACUCCAUUACCAUUACAACUCAUGGCCACCAUUUUUUCCUCUGUGGUGUACCUGGUCAUUGCCAAGCAGGCCAAAAAGUCGACAUCAACGUUCUUCGUACCUCAUCAUCGGCGUCUCCAAAUCCAUCUCCUACUUCCAGUCCCCUCCCUGCUGUAACAUCUGUGCCUGCUCCUUCUCCUAGUCAUGCCUCUUAUUGGCUUCCUAAUAAAAUUGGUAUUGUUAUGGCUGUUUCUUUAGUUCUCCUUUUUAAUUUUGCUUAAGGCAGUCUUUUGAUUUUGCAAGUCUUUUUAGGUUUCUACAUGCAUGGUUAUGGCAUAUGUCAAUGACCCAAGUUGAAAACAUUAGGUAUCUCUUGUUUCCAAAAAUGUAAUAAUUGCAACACAGUUUAUGCCAGUUUUGUCAUGUGAUGAUAUAAAGUUUGUACAAGAUUGUACUUUUCGUUUCGUGUUAUAUCAUAAAUUUUACAUAA